Molecule: messenger RNA, 2844 nt
Organism: Mesorhabditis spiculigera
Lineage: Eukaryota; Metazoa; Nematoda; Chromadorea; Rhabditida; Rhabditidae
Source: the annotation of a GenBank genome assembly
AUGGAACUGCUGCUCAUGAUCUACGAACACCUUGCCCAUGUCGAGGGCUUCUUGGAAGUGACCGAGCGUGAAGGAAUGGGUGUUAUUGUUGAUGAUGCGGUGCGUGGACGUUUCCUUGAUGUUAGCGAAGAAGAGCAACGUCUGCUCAAAUUGCGUUUGACGGCUUGGAUUCGGGCUGUGGGUGUGGAAGCCAUGCGCAUUGCCGAUCGGCUGGUUGAGGGAAUUUCCGAUGUCCCGGAGCGUAUCGCUGUGGCCGACCCGGACCCGGCCGACGCUGGAAAUUCUGGCGACUACACUCGGCCCCCCUUAGACCGGCUGCAGCAGGGCGACUGGCCGCCAGCCUACCCGCAGCGUGUUAGGCACGCCCUGCCUGACGAUUUGACUGCUGUUUAUCAGCGGCUCAAUUUGAUCAACACACGGAUGACCGAUCACUUGUCUAGAUUGGGACGUGUCACUGAACAUCAUGGCGCGUAUGACAUUGGCACACCACAGACUUUGACGACGAGCGCAACGGCCAAUGUCCUGUCGAGCUUCAUGGAAUUGUCACAGCGGGCUGCCCAUCGGCUUUCCCAUCUUUACCACCUGCUCUCUGAGUUGAAUGUCAAUUUCGCUGAUCCCCUGCCAAGGCGACUGCAACCAGUCCUCGCCCCUAGUCGAAGGCGUCCGGCGCCGGAGGGUGAAAUUGUUCUGCAAAUUUACCUACCUCCACCAAACAUGGACCAGACGUUGCAACUUACCAACUAUGCUGACGUAUGUAUCGUUCCUCACGAGGGCCACGCGCUGCAGCGUCCUGUGGUGCACCGACCGACACAUGGGUCUGCAGCCGGAUCUUUCCUGAUGGGUGCUCCAAUGGGGCUUGAUCCGAACGCGGCAACGGAUGGUCCAUGGUUCCAUUUGGUAGCUGGACCCGAAGCCGCUCAGAUACAGCCGGCAAUGGCAGCGUCGAAUGCAAACAACCAGAACAUCAAUACUGCCCCACCAAGGCCUCGGAUGGUGAUGAGGGGAGGCUACCCUAGUCGAGCCAGAGGCAUUCCCCGACUGCGUGGGCAAUCACUUACUCGCCGAAUUGCAUCCGUCCUGUCUCGCGCAAAUCGGGCUCGCGUUUCGGCAUCAACAAAUACUGCACAGUCAGUGUUUGACCCAUUUGGUCUGAGGGCAGGCUUGCUGACAUCUGGUACUGCUGCUCCGUUCGAAGAUGAGACUCAACAAGCGACUGCUCGCACUGAAACAGCCGAGCAAACUGGAGACACGUCUACCGCUUCGACUAGUUUUGAUUCGGACCGGCAUCGUGUGCGGAUCCCGAGAAAUCUGUUCAUUGAGCGCGGACACGCUGACCGAAACACUGACCCAUUGCUGCCAUGUUCCUCUGUACACACAUGUGGCGCCGAAGACUUCCAGCACAUCGACAGCCUCGUCGCAGAGCUUGGAACUAGCUUGGAACCGAUCAACGACCCAGCUCCACCUAUGGAAGCACUGGCCCAGUCCACGGAGAUCAUGCGUACCGGCAACAGCCGUUUGUACGCGGAGAAUGAUGAGCAACUCUCCGCCUUCCUCAACACCCUCCUUCGCUCCGUCAUCGGGCUCCUCGAUGAAGCCGACAGGACGCACCGCUUGUCUGCUGGUAGGACGCAGAUCGGCGCGGUGAUCGAGGCGCAAGUGGUCUUCCAGGCUCCUGCCCAACAACCCAGCCAAGCCCAGAAUGCGCCUUCAAAUGGGAAUCCAAUAAACUUCGAAGGAAUGACGGAGAAUGCGCGAAACAUGAUACAGCGACUUUUCACGGCAACCACAAAUCGCAGCAAUGUCCCUAUUGGUCAGCUUUUUCCUGAUACGAGCACGGACGCAGCGGGCGAAGGAACAAGUUUGAUGGCGAUCAUGAACCGUCUCAUUGCCGACUACAUGAGUAUGCCUGAUCUGCUCGCUCUUUUCUCCCGAAACUUGGAACCAAUCGUCCGCCUUCGUCGUCAAUUCCGUCAGUUCAUCACUGUCAACUAUUUGGACGACAAUUCGCGGCCAACUCGCGAAGACAUUGAUGCUGCAGCGGGAAGGAUGGCCGUUUCCCCAGAACUCAUCAUCUCAAUUUUGGACCGAGGCGGUGGUCAGCAUACAUUUGAGGAGCUUGACGUCCAAUGGGACGUAGCCGAGACGGCGGUGCGGGUGGAGCGUUACGCGCUGCGCGAUCUGCUCACGAUCCUGUUUGAUCAAACCGUGACUGACACACAGUUUGCCGAAAGAGGGACCAACCGCACCGAGCGAUACCUGCGAGAGAUGAUGGCAUUGGGCGACGCGGCGGUCGGUCGACCUCGUGGCUACCAAGAUCUGAUCGGAACGUACCUGCAAAGCGAAGGGCUGGCUUUGCUCGGCGAGGGCAAUCAAAGCAACAUCACCUCCAUCCUCAACGUGGCCUUUGAGCAUCUCCAGCGAUUGACCACGCAGGAUUCGCGCAGCACGCUCCGUACACCGGAUAUGAGACCCGCUCUUGUCCAGCAUUUCACGGGCAGCGCCCCGAAGAAGAUGCGCCAUGCCGAUAAUCAGAGCCAAGACUCUGGUCCAUCCACUUCUACGGCAAAUAUGCCCCCUCCAUCAGCCAAUACAACUGCCGCCUCACCAUCCGCCAUGGAUGUUUCGGAGCCUCCGCGUGCCGGUACCUGGGAGACGAACGUUCCACUGUCAUGGCUCGCCACCAUUCGCCACGAUAUCGCCAGGAUGACCAUCACUCCACGCGAGAGUCCCGCGCGCCCGCCCCGCUCACAAACGUUUUUGACGAUGCUCGGCCGCGGCGCGAAAAAUCAGGGCGGCAGCGGAGAGCCAAGUGUUCCGCCCGAAUCGCCGCGUCGCAUGGAAGAG